UACUCAUUGCUCUCUCUCUCUCUCUCUCUCUCGUGGAAAGACAACUACUUACUGACAAAGCUCUCAACUUUCAUGGCUUCUUUUAGCUUCCUGAGCUGAUUCUCCUCAGGUCUCUCUCUCUUCCAUGUUCUUUGUUUAAUACGUUUUAAAUUCACCAUUGCAACAUCUUUCUCUUUGUAUCAUUUCCAGAUCUAUCAUUACAUUCUCUAAUCUAUAUUCUAAUUUUGUAUUUUUCCCUUUGUAAUCACUUCUUAAUCUAAUCUCUUCUUCAAACUAAUUCUUUUCCGUCUUUCUGUUUGGCACUAUUUAUAGAAUCUCGCCACAAACCUCAUUAUCUUCAACGCUAGCCAAAAUUAUGAAAAUGUCUAUACCCUUGCUCCCCCUUUUUCUUGGGGUUUCUGUUUUCGUUCUCUUUUCCAGUCAUUUUGCGCUUGCCGGAGUGCUCACCUGCUCUGGGAUAGUGCCGAUGAGGUAUAGGGACGAUAACAUAUCGAUAACCGACUUUGGUGGCGUCGGCGACGGGAGGACGCUGAAUACCAAGGCGUUUAGGGAGGCAAUAUAUCGGAUUCAGCAUCUCAGGAGAGAUGGUACGCUGCUCUAUAUACCUCCUGGAGUGUACUUAACGGAGAGCUUUAAUCUCACUAGCCACAUGACUCUUUACUUGGCUAGAGGUGCCGUUAUUAAGGCCACUCAGGAUUCUUCAAAUUGGCCUUUAAUUGCUCCUUUGCCAUCUUAUGGAAGAGGGAGGGAGCGCCCUGGUGGGAGGUAUAUAAGCUUUAUUCAUGGAGAUGGACUUAGUGAUGUGGUAAUCACAGGUGAGAAUGGGACAAUUGAUGGACAAGGAGAUGUCUGGUGGAGCAUGUGGAGGCAGAGAACUCUUAAAUUUACGAGACCUAAUCUUGUUGAAAUUGUAAAUUCAAGAAGCAUAAUCAUAUCCAAUGUGAUUUUCAAGAACUCUCCCUUUUGGAAUAUUCAUCCUGUUUAUUGCAGCGAUGUUGUUAUCCAAUUUGUUACCAUCUUGGCCCCGCGAGAUUCGCCCAAUACCGAUGGAAUUGAUCCAGAUUCAAGCUCUAAUGUCUGCAUAGAGGAUUCAUUCAUUUCUACUGGAGAUGACCUUGUAGCUGUGAAAAGUGGGUGGGAUGAAUAUGGGAUUGCUUAUGGUCGCCCAAGCUCUGGCAUCACAAUCCGAAGGGUAACAGGAUCAUCUCCUUUUGCUGGAAUUGCAGUUGGGAGCGAAACCUCUGGUGGGGUGGAGAAUGUCUUGGCAGAAAAUAUAAACCUCUCCAACAUGGGAGUCGGCAUACAUGUAAAAACAAACAUUGGCAGAGGAGGGUUCAUAAGAAAUAUCACCUUUUCUGAUGUUUAUGUGGAAAACGUGCGAACGGGGAUCAAGAUUGCAGGGGAUGUUGGAGAUCACCCAGAUGACAAGUUCAACCCAAAUGCUCUUCCAGUUGUUAAGGGCAUCACACUUAAGAGUGUUUGGGGGGAGAAGGUUCAGCAGCCAGGUUCAAUACAAGGCCUGAAGAACUCUCCUUUCACCGGAAUAUGUCUCUCUAACAUCAACCUUCAUGGUGUGUCAGGACCAAGAUCUACUCCAUGGAAGUGCUCUGAUGUAAGUGGUGCUGCUCUUGAGGUAAGCCCAUGGCCUUGUUCUGAGCUUACAGCCACACAUCAGGCUGCUACAUGUUCUGAUCACAUUUGAUAUGCGUUAAUUCUUUUUUUUUUUUUUUUUCAUUUCUGUUCGAGUAAUAAAUAUCUUGAAUUUUUCAUU
Messenger RNA from Hevea brasiliensis (rubber tree), 1771 nucleotides. Its product is annotated as probable polygalacturonase. NCBI's taxonomy places the organism in Eukaryota, Viridiplantae, Streptophyta, Magnoliopsida, Malpighiales, Euphorbiaceae. Bases 356 to 1702 code for a protein of 448 amino acids. Gene Ontology annotation, molecular function: polygalacturonase activity. The transcript has 5 exons. The record is from RefSeq and is a predicted model, not a curated record. Gene Ontology annotation, biological process: carbohydrate metabolic process.